This is a messenger RNA of Teleopsis dalmanni, 1149 nucleotides long. RefSeq names its product RNA polymerase-associated protein LEO1-like. The transcript is spliced from 2 exons. Lineage: Eukaryota; Metazoa; Arthropoda; Insecta; Diptera; Diopsidae. Bases 1 to 1149 code for a protein of 382 amino acids. The record is from RefSeq and is a predicted model, not a curated record.
AUGUUAAAUAAAUUGGAAUAUUUCAGUGCUGUACUUAUAUUAAUAACAUUAAGUACAGCUGUGCCUGUAAAAGAUGAUGAACAUUUUCAAUCAUUAAGGCCUUAUCAACUUGAAUUAAAGCAUAAACGAGAUAUACCCGAUGAUUUACCAUGUGGUUGUAAAUCUAAACACGAUGGCCAUUCUUCAGAAAAUGGGGGAAAUCAUGAUGAAUAUUUAAACUAUAAGUCAAAACUACCAAGAUUUCGACGUUCGUUGGACGAAGCAGAUUUAGUGAAAGAAAAUGAUGAUGUUGCUUUAAUUGAAAGCAUUCGUGAAGACCAGAUAAAAAUAAUAAAUUUGGAAAAAAAAUCUUCUGAAGAAUCGGAAAUGGUAAACGAUAGCGAUGAAACAAUAACGAAAACAAAUGCUAGUAAUAUUUCCAAAGACAAUUCAUCUGAAGAAAAUGAUGCUAAUGCAGAUGCAAGCAAAAACGAAGCAAAUGAUAUAUCUGCGGAGAAUUCGCCUGAAGAAAAAGAAAAAGGUAAAAAAAGUGGUGAUGGAGAGGCAAGAAAGAAAAGAAAAGUAAAUAGUACCUCUGAAGAAAAUUCAUCUGAAGAAAAAGGUAAAAAAGGUGGUGAUGGAGAAGCAAGAAAGAAGAGAAAAGUAAAUAGUACCUCUGAAGAAAAUUCAUCUGAAGAAAAAGGUAAAAAAGGUGGUGAUGGAGAAGCAAGAAAGAAAAGAAAAGUAAAUAGUACCUCUGAAGAAAAUUCAUCUGAAGAAAAAGGUAAAAAAGGUGGUGAUGGAGAAGCAAGAAAAAAAAGAAAAGUAAAUAGCACUUCUGAAGAAAAUUCAUCUGAAGAAAAAGGUAAAAAAGGUGGUGAUGGAGAAGCAAGAAAGAAAAGAAAAGUAGAUAGUACUUCUGAAGAAAAUUCUUCUGAAGAAAAAGGUAAAAAGGGCAGUGAUGGAGAAGCAAGAAAGAAAACAAAAGUAAAUAGCACCUCUGAAGAAAAUUCAUCUGAAGAAAAUAGUGAAAAAGAAAGUAUUUUAGUACCACUUUCUGCUCUAGCUUCAAAGUUUCUCAAAUACAAGAAAACUGCAGGUGUAGAAAGUAAAAUCCAAACGUUUGAGGUUGUAACACCGAUACUGGAGGAAUAUGUAAGCCCACUGUAA